Messenger RNA from Mus caroli (Ryukyu mouse), 1020 nucleotides. RefSeq names its product olfactory receptor 2AK2-like. The record is from RefSeq and is a predicted model, not a curated record. NCBI's taxonomy places the organism in Eukaryota, Metazoa, Chordata, Mammalia, Rodentia, Muridae. Gene Ontology annotation, molecular function: olfactory receptor activity; G protein-coupled receptor activity. Gene Ontology annotation, cellular component: membrane. Gene Ontology annotation, biological process: G protein-coupled receptor signaling pathway.
CCCUUUCCAGGGUGCAUCUGCUCUGAUGGUUCAGUCUAAGCCAUGGAGUCAGGAAACUACAGCUGCGGGACAGACUUCAGCUUGGUUGGCCUUUUCCAGUAUGGACACAUGGACACCUUCCUCUUCACAGUCAUCUCCAUAAUCUUUGCAGUGGCUCUCAUAGGCAACAUCACACUGGUCCUCCUCAUCAGGCUGGACCGAAGACUCCACACCCCCAUGUACUUCUUCCUCAGCCAGCUCUCCAUCAUCGACAUGAUGUACAUCUCUACCACUGUGCCCAAGAUGGCAGCUAACUUCCUCUCAGAUACCAAGGCCAUUUCCUUUCUGGGCUGUGCAGUCCAAACCUUUGUGUUUCUGACCCUGGGUGGGUCUGAAGCCCUCCUGCUGGGCUUCAUGUCCUAUGACAGGUAUAUAGCCAUCUGUCGACCCUUGCACUACCCUGUGCUCAUGAGUAGGAAGAUCUGCUGCUCCAUGGUCGCCGGUGCCUGGAGCAGCAGCUCCAUCAAUGCAUUCAUGCACACAGUGUAUGUGUUUCAACUUCCAUUCUGUGGUUCUAGGAUGGUUAACCACUUUUUCUGUGAGGUUCCAUCUCUCCUGCCACUGGUGUGUGAAGACACAUCCCAGUAUGAGCAUACAGUCCUCGUGAGUGGACUUGUCAUUCUGCUGCUCCCCUUCCUGGCCAUCCUAGCUUCCUAUGCUCGGGUCUUGGUUGUUGUACUCCAGAUGGGUUCAGGGAAGGGACAGAGUAGAGCUNUGUCCACCUGCUCCUCACACCUGACUGUGGCCAGCCUGUUCUAUGUCACCACUCUCUCCACCUACACCCAGCCACACACCUUGCAUUCUCCUGGAAGGGACAAAGUGGUGGCUGUUCUCUACUCAAUUGUCACCCCUGUUCUGAACCCAUUCAUCUACAGCCUGAGGAACAAGGAGGUCAUGGGGGCACUGAGGAGACAAAGGGGGUGAUGGAGAUUUACAUGGGACUUUGGUUCAACCUGUGGACUGAUAUGGAGGCUGGUCUUG